GCCCCCAGCUGCUGUCCCUCGCUGCACAUCUGGUUCCGGUUCCUCUCUCCUGGGGAAGUGAAAGUGGAGGGGAGGGCACCGCCCGCAGUUAGCUCGCCGUGCCCGGCCUCCUGCACCCCUUCUGCUCCCGUGGGUGCCGGAGUCGGAGCCGCCCUCCCUCCCGCUUGGGUCACGCGGCGGCCGGCGCUGCUGCCGUCACGUCCUCGGCCGCCGGCGCGCCUGCUUCUCUGCCCUCCUGCUCCUUCCUCAGCCUCCUCCCCCUCGGCGCGCCCUCUGCCCCAACCCGAACUUCCCGUCACCCGGCACGCGGGCGUGGGGACCCGGAGUGGGCCCUGUGCCCGUUGUCUUGCCUAGGGAGAAAGGGCUGCUUUCUGCAGGACUCUUCCCUGGCUUGGUGAGGGGAGGCCCCGGUGCGCAGGUCCUGCGGAUGGGUGCCACCCACUUGCCCCUCAGAAGGUCCCACCUAAUGGCCUCUGCCUGCUGCCUUGGGCAUAGGGCUCCCAUUCGCCCUCAGUGGAUGAGGUCUGUGUCUCAGAGUUAAAUCAAGAGGCUGACGCUGACUCCUGGCUUUACCUCCCAGAAGUGGAGUCUAAAUUUAGCUGGGGUUGGUGUGUGUAUGUGUGUCCGUGUGUGUGUGUGUGUGUGUGUGUGUGUCCAGAGGCCAGGUGAUGAAGAGAGCCAGCCUGGCUCUAUGAGAUUCCUUAUUCCCUGUUCUCUGGGGAACAGUGAGAGGUUAGUAGGACUGCACAUACUGGAACCAUCCUGAGCCUCCUCUGCCUUGCUCAGGAUCCUAUAGUCUGAGGUUCCAACUUGGCGUAAUGCUGUGCUGGCACCUUCAAUGGUAACCCCACCACCACCACCGACACCGCCAUCGCCACCACACACACCCAUAGGCUGACUUCCUCUGAGUUGCAGCUUCCCCUCCACUGUUUCAGGAAGUAACCUCCCUUCCCCUCUGAAGCACCCCCCACGCUUCCGGGCCCCUGCUGCGAGCUACCCACCAGGCUUUUUCCCAGCUUCUGCACCCUGGGGCGCCUCAGGACCCUUGGGGCUCCUACUCCCCGGGGUUGGGCCAUGGAGGCAGAUGCAGUGAGUGAGGGGGGGGCCAUGGCGGAGGAGCGGCCCCCCCGGCUGGUGGAUUACUUCGUGGUAGCUGGGCUUGCAGGGAACGGAGCACCCAUCCCUGAGGAAACGUGGGUUCCUGAACCCAGUGGGCCCCUGCGCCCUCCCCGGCCAGCUGAGCCCAUCACAGAUGUGGCAGUCAUCGCUAGGGCACUGGGCGAGGAAGUACCCCAGGGCUACACAUGCAUCCAGGCUUCCGCUGGGGGCCACCCCUUGGAACUCAGUGCUGGGCUUCUGGGUGGAACUCAACCUGUCAUCUGCUACCGCAGGGGCCGUGACAAGCCCCCCCUCGUUGAGCUGGGGGUGUUGUAUGAGGGGAAGGAACGUCCCAAGCCUGGCUUCCAAGUGCUUGACACGACACCCUACAGCCACUCAGCAAACCUGGCCCCUCCAGGCCCCGGGCACCCCCGCACCUACCUCACUUACCGGCGGGCAGCAGAGGGGGCAGGGCUGCAUGCCCUGGGCAUCACUGACCUCUGCCUGGUGCUGCCCAGUAAGGGUGAGGGCACUCCUCAUACUUACUGCCGGCUGCCCCGCAACCUCAACUCUGGCAUGUGGGGCCCAGCAGUGUACCUGUGCUAUAAGGUGGGCCUGGCGAAGGCCAACACGCUGGUGUACGAGGCAGAGCUGCUGGGCCGCUACCCGGAGGAGGACAAUGAGGCGUUCCCGCUGCCCGAGUCAGUGCCCGUCUUCUGCCUGCCCAUGGGGGCCACUAUCGAGUGCUGGCCUGCCCAGACCAAGUACCCCGUGCCUGUCUUCUCCACCUUUGUGCUCACGGGUGCAGCUGGUGAUAAGGUGUAUGGUGCCGCCCUGCAGUUCUACGAGGCGUUCCCAAGGGCCAGGCUGUCAGAGCGACAGGCACGGGCACUGGGCCUGCUGAGCGCUGUGGAGCGGGGUCGGGCACUGGGGGGCAGAGCUGUGCGCAGCCGGCGUGCCAUCGCUGUGCUGUCCCGCUGGCCUGCCUUCCCUGCCUUCCGCGCCUUCCUCACCUUCCUUUACCGCUACUCCGUCUCAGGCCCCCACCGCCUACCCUUGGAAGCGCACAUCUCCCACUUCAUUCACAACGUCCCCUUCCCUUCCCCACAGAGACCCCGCAUCCUAGUGCAGAUGUCUCCCUAUGACAACUUGCUCCUCUGUCAGCCUGUAUCCUCACCCCUGCCCCUCAGUGGUGCCAGCUUCCUGCAGCUGCUGCAGAGCCUGGGCCCUGAGCUGGCUAUCACACUGCUGCUGGCUGUGCUCACAGAGCACAAGCUGCUGGUCCACUCGCUGCGGCCAGACCUGCUCACUAGCGUCUGUGAGGCCCUCGUCUCGCCUCUCUCAACAGGCACCAACUCCCCAAGGCCAAUGCCCUCUCUCUCUCUCUCCUGUGCCCUCCACUGCUGCCUCAACCCCCUGCUCGCUGGUUCUCACUGCCUGGUGCUUCAGAUGAUCUUCCCACUGCACUGGCAGUGCCCCUACAUUCCUCUGUGCCCGCUGGUGCUGGCAGAUGUGCUGAGUGCCCCAGUGCCCUUCAUUGUGGGUAUCCACUCCAGCUACUUUGAUCUGCAUGACCCGCCUGCUGAUGUCAUCUGUGUCGACCUUGAUACCAACACGCUCUUCCAGACUGAGGAAAAGAAGCUCCUCUCCCCUCGGACCCUGCCCCGCAGACCCUACAAGGUUCUGCUGGCCACACUGACAAACUUGUACCAGCAGCUGGACCAGACAUACACUGGACCUGAGGAGGAGGCAUCCCUGGAGUUCCUACUGACAGACUACGAGGCAGUGUGUGGCCGCAGGGCCCGGCUGGAGCGCGAAGUCCAAGGAGCCUUCCUCCGCUUCAUGGCCUGUCUGCUCAAGGGCUACCGGGUCUUCCUGCGCCCACUCACCCAGGCCCCCUCCGAGGGAGCUCGUGAUGUUGACAACCUUUUCUUCCUGCAGGGCUUCCUCAAAUCCCGGGAACGCUCCAGCCACAAACUUUACUCUCAGCUGCUGCACACACAGAUGUUCUCACAGUUCAUUGAGGAGUGCUCUUUUGGCUCUGCUCGCCAUGCUGCCCUGGAAUUCUUUGACUCCUGUGUUGACAAGGUCCACCCAGAGCAGGAGAAGCCUGAGCCAACACCCUUAGUGGAGCUAGAGGAGCUGUCAGGAAGUGAGCUCACUGUCUUUAUCACACCUCCCGAGGAGCCUCCCAUACCAGAGGGCAGUGAAUCUAUUCCCCAGUACUGCUACGAUGGAUUCCCAGAGCUACGGGCUGAGUUGUUUGAGUCUCUUCAAGAGCAACCUGGGGCCCUGCCUGUGCCAGGCCCUUCCCGUAGCGCCCCCAGCAGUCCUGCUCCUCGCCGUACCAAACAGGAGAUGAAGGUUGCACAGCGGAUGGCACAGAAGUCAGCAGCUGUGCCUGAGCUGUGGGCCCGGUGCCUGCUGGGGCACUGCUAUGGGCUGUGGUUCCUGUGUCUGCCUGCCUAUGUGCGGUCGGCACCCUCCCGAGUGCAGGCACUGCACACAGCCUACCAUGUGCUGCGCCAGAUGGAGAGCGGCAAGGUGGUGCUCCCUGAUGAGGUGUGUUACCGGGUACUGAUGCAGCUCUGCUCACACUAUGGGCAGCCUGUGCUGUCUGUGCGGGUCAUGCUGGAGAUGCGGCAGGCAGGCAUUGUGCCCAACACCAUCACCUAUGGCUACUACAAUAAGGCUGUGUUGGAAAGCAAGUGGCCGUCUGGCACACCAGGUGGGCGUCUGCGCUGGGCCAAGCUCCGGAAUGUUGUCCUGGGGGCUGCUCAGUUCCGCCAGCCCUUGAGAGAACGGCAACAGCAGCAGCAGCAGCAGCAGCAGCAGCAGCAGCAGCAGCAGCAGCAGCAGCAGGAGCAAGUGUCAGCACAUCAAGAGGCAGGCAGCUCCCAGGCAGAGCCCUAUUUGGAGCGCCCUUCCCCUGCUCGCCCUCUUCAGCGCCAGACUACUUGGGCUGGGCGAAGUCUGAGAGACCCGGCCUCACCCCCUGGACGCCUGGUGAAGAGUGGUAGCCUGGGCAGUGCCCGAGGGGCACAGCCCACUGUGGAGGCCGGUGUGGCCCACAUGAUAGAGGCCUUGGGGAUCCUGGAACCCCGGGGAUCACCUGUGCCCUGGCACGAUGGAAGUCUCUCAGACCUGAGCCUGACAGGGGAGGAGCCGGUCCCUGGAGGCAGCCCAGGGGCCUCAGGCUCAGCCCUGAGUGCCCAGUCCACUGAGGCCCUGGAAGGGCUAAGUGGGCGGGGACCCAAGGCUGGUGGGCGACAGGAUGAGGCAGGCACCCCCCGACGAGGGCUGGGUGCCCGCCUCCAACAGCUGCUCACUCCUUCCCGCCACUCCCCCACCUCCCGCAUUCCCCCACCUGAGCUGCCUCCUGACCUGCCUCCCCCAGCCCGCCGCAGCCCCAUGGACAGUCUUCUGCACCCCCGGGAGCGCCCUGGAUCCACUGCCUCCGAGAGCUCAGCCUCUCUGGGCAGUGAGUGGGACCUCUCAGAAUCUUCUCUCAGCAACCUGAGUCUUCGCCGUUCCUCAGAGCGCCUCAGUGACACCCCUGGAUCCUUCCAGUCACCUUCCCUGGAAAUUCUGCUGUCCAGCUGCUCCCUGUGCCGUGCCUGUGAUUCGCUGGUGUACGAUGAGGAAAUCAUGGCUGGCUGGGCACCUGAUGACUCUAACCUCAACACAACCUGCCCCUUCUGCGCCUGCCCCUUUGUGCCCCUGCUCAGUGUCCAGACCCUUGAUUCCCGGCCCAGUGUCCCGAGCCCCAAGUCUGCUGGUGCCAGUGGCAGCAAAGAUGCUCCUGUCCCUGGGGGUCCUGGCCCUGUGCUCAGUGACCGCAGGCUCUGCCUUGCUCUGGAUGAGCCCCAGCUCUGCAACGGGCACAUGGGGGGAGCCUCCCGGCGGGUUGAAAGUGGGGCAUGGGCAUACCUGAGCCCCCUGGUGCUGCGUAAGGAGCUGGAGUCGCUGGUAGAGAACGAGGGCAGUGAGGUGCUGGCGUUGCCUGAACUGCCCUCUGCCCACCCCAUCAUCUUCUGGAACCUUUUGUGGUAUUUCCAACGGCUACGCCUGCCCAGUAUUCUACCAGGCCUGGUGCUGGCCUCCUGUGAUGGGCCUUCGCACCCCCAGGCCCCAUCUCCUUGGCUAACCCCUGAUCCAGCCUCUGUUCAGGUACGGCUGCUGUGGGAUGUACUGACCCCUGACCCCAAUAGCUGCCCACCUCUCUAUGUGCUCUGGAGGGUCCACAGCCAGAUCCCCCAGCGGGUGGUAUGGCCAGGCCCAGUACCUGCAUCCCUUAGUUUGGCACUGUUGGAGUCGGUGCUGCGCCAUGUUGGACUCAAUGAAGUGCACAAGGCUGUGGGGCUCCUGCUGGAAACUCUAGGGCCCCCACCCACUGGCCUGCACCUGCAGAGGGGAAUCUACCGUGAGAUCUUAUUCCUGACAAUGGCUGCUCUGGGCAAGGACCACGUGGAUAUAGUGGCCUUCGAUAAGAAGUACAAGUCUGCCUUUAACAAGCUGGCCAGCAGCAUGGGCAAGGAGGAGCUGAGGCAGCGGCGGGCACAGAUGCCCACUCCCAAGGCCAUUGACUGCCGAAAAUGUUUUGGAGCACCUCCGGAAUGCUAGAGACCCUUAAGCUUCCCUCUCCAGCCUGGGGUGGGGAAGUGAGGGAGAAGGGAUUCUAGAGUUAAGCUGCUUCCCUGUUCCCUUCAUGGAGUUGGGAACAGGCUGGGAAGGAUGCCCAGUCAAAGGCUCCAGGCGAGGACAGCAGGAAGAGGGAUCCACUGUUACCAAAAGUCCUGAUUCCCCCAUCACCAACCUACCCAGUUUGUUUGUGCUGAUGUUGGGGGAGAUCUGUGGGGAGUAGGUACAGCUCUGUUCUUCCUUUGUCCUAUACCAGGAACUCCCCUCCAGGGUACCCACAGAUCUGCAUUGCCCUGGUCAUUUUAGAAGUUUUUGUUUUAAAGAACAACUGGAAAGAUGCAGAGCUACUGAGCCUUUGCCCUGAAUGGGAGGUAGGGAUGUCAUUCUCCACCAGUAAUGGUCUCUCUUCCCUGAUGUUGCUGAAGGAGCCCAAGGCUCUCCAUGUCUUUCUACCUAAGUGUUUGUAUUUUAUUUUAAGUUAUUUAUUCUGGAGCCACAGCCCCCUUGCUUAUGAGGUUCUUAUGGAGAGUGAGAAAGAGAAGGGAAAUAAGGGCACCAUGGUCCGGUGGUUUGUAGUUCCUUCAAAGUCAGGCACUGGGAGCUAAAGGAGUCUCAAGCUCCCCUAAGGAAGAACUGGCGCCCCCUCAGUCCUAAUUUUUCUUGCCCGCCCCAUCUUGGGGAAUGCCUCACCCACCCAGGUCCUGACCUGUGCAAUAAGGAUUGUUCCCUGCGAAGUUUUGUUGGAUGUAAAUAUAGUAAAAGCUGCUUCUCUCUUUUUC
Symphalangus syndactylus (siamang) is the source of this 6518-nucleotide messenger RNA. RefSeq names its product DENN domain containing 4B (gene DENND4B). Gene Ontology annotation, biological process: regulation of Rab protein signal transduction. Gene Ontology annotation, molecular function: protein binding. The record is from RefSeq and is a predicted model, not a curated record. Lineage: Eukaryota; Metazoa; Chordata; Mammalia; Primates; Hylobatidae. Gene Ontology annotation, cellular component: cytoplasmic vesicle.